Neofelis nebulosa (Clouded leopard) is the source of this 1730-nucleotide messenger RNA. It is a transcript of the gene DCAF13, whose product is annotated as DDB1 and CUL4 associated factor 13. Gene Ontology annotation, molecular function: protein binding. The transcript has 11 exons. Gene Ontology annotation, biological process: maturation of SSU-rRNA from tricistronic rRNA transcript (SSU-rRNA, 5.8S rRNA, LSU-rRNA). The coding region runs from base 253 to 1590 and encodes 445 amino acids. Gene Ontology annotation, cellular component: small-subunit processome; nucleolus. Lineage: Eukaryota; Metazoa; Chordata; Mammalia; Carnivora; Felidae. The record is from RefSeq and is a predicted model, not a curated record.
GCCCCCGUCCGCUGCCGUUUCUGGCCGAAGGAGGCGGACGCGAGAGUACGGCAGAGAAACGGCCUCAGACCAACCUUUGUCAGCAAAACUACGGCGCGCCGCAGAGUGCUGCGGAGGGGGCUGGCUUCCACUCCGUGGAAGUCACAUGACAGGAAGUAGUCUAGAAGAAGCGGAAGUAGCAUGUGCCGGAGGAGGCGGGGGUAACCCAAACUUGGAGGAAAGGCUCGGAGUCGGGCACACCUAGCAGCCAAAAUGAAGGUGAAGAUGCUGAGCCGGAACCCGGACAACUAUGUCCGCGAAACCAAGCUGGACUUACAAAGAGUUCCAAGAAACUAUGAUCCUACCUUACAUCCUUUUGAAGUCCCGCGAGAGUAUGUAAGAGCUUUAAAUGCUACCAAAUUGGAACGGGUAUUUGCAAAACCAUUCCUUGCUUCCCUGGAUGGUCACCGAGAUGGAGUCAAUUGCUUGGCAAAGCACCCAAAGAGCCUGGCUACUGUCCUUUCUGGGGCAUGUGAUGGAGAGGUUAGAAUUUGGAACUUGACUAAACGAAAAUGUAUCCGUACGAUACAAGCCCAUGAGGGUUUUGUACGAGGAAUAUGUACUCGCUUUUGUGGGACUUCUUUCUUUACUGUUGGUGAUGACAAAACUGUGAAGCAGUGGAAAAUGGAUGGACCAGGCUAUGGAGAAGAGGAGGAACCGUUGCAUACAAUAUUAGGAAAGACAGUAUAUACAGGGAUUGAUCAUCACUGGAAGGAAGCUGUUUUUGCCACAUGUGGACAGCAAGUAGACAUUUGGGAUGAACAAAGAACAAGUCCUAUAUGUUCAAUGACCUGGGGAUUCGACAGUAUAAGCAGUGUUAAAUUUAACCCGAUUGAGACAUUUCUCUUGGGAAGUUGUGCUUCUGAUAGGAAUAUAGUACUAUAUGACAUGAGGCAAGCUACUCCCCUGAAAAAGGUCAUCUUAGAUAUGAGAACAAACACAAUUUGUUGGAACCCUAUGGAAGCUUUCAUUUUUACUGCAGCAAAUGAAGAUUACAACUUGUAUACUUUCGAUAUGCGUGCACUGGACACUCCUGUAAUGGUACAUAUGGAUCAUGUAUCUGCGGUGCUUGAUGUGGAUUAUUCUCCCACUGGGAAAGAGUUUGUGUCUGCUAGUUUUGAUAAAUCUAUUCGAAUCUUUCCUGUGGACAAAAGUAGAAGCAGGGAAGUCUAUCACACAAAGAGAAUGCAACAUGUUAUCUGUGUAAAAUGGACUUCUGACAGCAAAUAUAUUAUGUGUGGAUCUGAUGAAAUGAACAUUCGUCUGUGGAAAGCUAAUGCUUCUGAAAAGUUGGGUGUGCUUACAUCACGAGAAAAAGCAGCCAAAGAUUAUAACCAGAAAUUGAAAGAGAAAUUUCAACAUCAUCCUCAUAUAAAACGCAUUGCUCGUCACCGACAUCUACCAAAAUCCAUCUACAGUCAGAUUCAGGAACAGCGCAUCAUGAAGGAAGCUCGUCGACGAAAGGAAGUGAAUCGUCUCAAACAUAGCAAGCCUGGAUCUGUAUCGAUUGUGUCGGAGAAGAAGAAACACAUAGUGGCAGUUGUGAAAUAACACUUGGUAUUCCUACGUUCCUGAUACAUGAUGAUUUGUUACACUUUGAUUUGCAAAUGUAAAUAAAAAUACUGGCUCUAGAAUAAUAACGAACAGUUCAGUUACAUGUGUAGAGGAAGUAAAAACUGUCCUGAAAGGUG